AUGGUUUUAGUUCAAGAUUUGUUGCACCCAAACCCAGCUAGUGAAGCUAAGAAGCACAAGUUAAAGACUCUAGUCCAAGGCCCAAGAUCCUACUUCUUGGAUGUUAAAUGCCCAGGCUGUUUGAACAUCACCACCGUGUUCUCUCACGCUCAAACUGCCGUCACAUGCGAGUCCUGCUCUACUGUGUUGUGCACUCCUACCGGUGGUAAGGCUAAGUUGUCUGAGGGUACUUCUUUCAGAAGGAAGUAA
Lachancea fermentati is the source of this 249-nucleotide messenger RNA. NCBI's taxonomy places the organism in Eukaryota, Fungi, Ascomycota, Saccharomycetes, Saccharomycetales, Saccharomycetaceae. The record is from the annotation of a GenBank genome assembly.